Messenger RNA from Leopardus geoffroyi (Geoffroy's cat), 681 nucleotides. Its product is annotated as 60S ribosomal protein L21-like. Gene Ontology annotation, cellular component: cytosolic large ribosomal subunit; ribosome. The coding region runs from base 1 to 681 and encodes 226 amino acids. Gene Ontology annotation, biological process: translation. The transcript is spliced from 2 exons. The record is from RefSeq and is a predicted model, not a curated record. Lineage: Eukaryota; Metazoa; Chordata; Mammalia; Carnivora; Felidae. Gene Ontology annotation, molecular function: structural constituent of ribosome.
AUGACCCACACAAAGGGAAAGAGGAGAGGUACUCGCUGUAUGUUCUCUCGGCCUUUCAGAAAACACGGAGUUGUCCCUUUGGCAACGUACAUGCGAAUCUACAAGAAAGGUGAUAUUGCGGACAUCCAGGGAAUGGGCGCUGCUCACCAAGGAACGCCCCACAAAUGUUCCCAUGGCGAAACUGGAAGAGUCUCCGACGUCACCCAGCAUGCUGUUGGCAUUGCCGUAAAGAAACAAGUUGAGGGCAAGAGUCUUGCUAAGAGAAUUAAUGCACGUGCUGAGCCCGUCAAGCACUCAAAGAGCCGAGACAGCUUCCUGAAGCGUGUGAAGGAAAGCGAUCAGAGAAAGAAGGAAGCCAAGGAGAAAGAUACUUGGGUGCACCAGAAGCGCCAGCCGGCCCCACCCAGCGAAGCACACUUCGUGAGAGCCGAAGGAGAGGAGCCUGAGCUGCUGGAACCCAUGCCCUAUGAAUUCACGCAGCUGAAGUCCGUCUGGGGCAAGUACGCUGAGAGCCCAGGGCCAAAGCGGGACCAGGCUCUGGGAGAGGAUACGGUGCGAGCUAAGUCCCUGCAGAGGGAGGACAGGGCAGGAAGAGCUCCUGAAGGAGUCGUCAAACAGCUGACUCAGGAUGAAAGUCUACAAGAACAAAAGCUCCCUGCAAAUAAAUUGCACAUAAUCUGA